AUGAAAGUUGCUGCCUGGAACUGUAGGGGUCUUGGACAAGCGGACUCCCCUAAAUUUCCGUAUCUAAGCUCUUUAGUCCGCUCCCAUCACUUGGAUGUGGUGUUUUUGAUGGAAACAAUGGUUUCUGUGGAUAAUGUUGUGCUCAGUUUAGCAUCUAUUCCUUUUUUGGGUUGUUGUGGUGUAGAUGCUGUAGGAUUAAGUGGUGGUUUGUUCAUUUUUUGGCUUGCUCCUUUUAGUGUAGUUCCAGUGUUUAUAUCUCCAAACUUUGUAGUUUGUAAAAUAGAGGUUGGUGAUGUGAUAAAAUUUGUGAUCUUUGUGUACGGGGCACCUCAUGUAGCAGAUAGAUCAGAUGUGUGGUCGUCUAUUGCUAGAUUUGUCCAAACUUACCCGAACAUUUUGUUGAUUGGUGAUUUUAACCAAGUCGGGUAUCUAUCGGAUAAAAUAGGAGGGUCUUCACUUAUUCCAGGACGUUUGGAUUUUAUUCAAUGGCGGUUGAAUUUAGGGUUAGUGAAUGUUCCUUUUUCUGGACCUUCUUAUACUUGGACAAACAAUAGAAUAGAGGUGGACCCGACUUUUGAAAGAUUAGAUAAGGCAUAUGCAACUCAGGAUUGGUUUAUUGAUUAUCCGGACUCCAUUGUUCAUCAUCAACCGAUUCUAUUUUCGGAUCACACAGCUAUUAUCUUUUCAGACUCGUUACCUCAAGAUUCUGUUCGGCGACCUUAUAGAAUCGAAAACUGGUGCUUAUCUGCUCAGGAUACUUCUAGGAUUAUUAAGGACGGCUGUCGUUUAGAAUUUACAGGCUCUCCGUGUUUUACCUUAUCUCGCAGGCUUGUUGUUAUUCGCAGGCGACUUAAAGACUGGUGCCUUAGCCACAGGAAAUCUUGGGGUAUAAACUGGAAAGCUUUAUGUUCUGAUUUGUCUUCUUCUUCUACUCAAUUACAAUCCCCAGUGGCGCGAGAUGCUGGAGGGGAGUCACACUCCAAAUUACUGUUUUCGGUGGUCCAAGCUCGUCGUCGUCGUAAUCUGAUUGUCAGUUUGAAGAAUGAUGCUGGUAUUUGGGUUUCGGAUUCUCUUGGGCUUCGCUCUCUUAUUCAGGCCUUUUACUCUGAUCUAUAUUCUCAUGUAUCUCCAUUUGGGAGUGACCCUCCUUUUUCUUGGGAUCACCUUGGCCUCCCGACGCUAUCCUCGUCUCAAAAGGACAUGUUAAUGGCCCCGUUCUCGCCUUCUGAGAUUAAAGCUGCAAUGUUUCAUAUUGCUAACGACAAAUCUCCUGGGCCUGAUGGCUUUACUUCGGCUUUUUUCAAUACUCAUUGGGAUCAUACUGGGCAUUUGGUUAUCUCGGCAGUUCAAUACUUUUUUGCUCAUGCAAAAUGCAUUACUGGCCGUCUGCGAGGGGUUCUUCCAUCUCUUAUUUCAGGGUUCCAGAAUGCCUUUGUGCCGGGUCGCCUAAUUUCUGAUAAUGCUUUGGUAGCUCACGAGCUUCUAUCCUUUAUGAAUGCUUCUAAAGCUCGGAAACCUUUUUAUGCGGCUCUAAAGUUGGAUAUGAAUAAAGCUUAUGAUAGAGUUCGCUGGGAUUUUUUAAGUCAGUGUGUUACAACUGUCUCGUACCAGGUUCUUGUGAAUGGGAGUCUUACACCGUCCUUUCGACCACAAUGUGGUCUUAGACAAGGUGAUCCUCUGUCACCAUAUCUAUUUGUUUUGUGUAUGGAGGUGUUGUCGACCUCUCUUAGGCGGGCGGAAGAACAGGCUUUGUUUUCUGGUAUUCGUGUGUCUAGGGGCGGACCUUCGAUUUCCCAUCUGUUCUUUGCAGAUGAUUCGCUGUUAUUUUUCCAACUUUCGCCCCAAGCGUGUGACAAUGUCAUGGCCAUUAUUUCGGAUUUUUGCUCUACUUCGGGUCAGAUGAUUAAUCUUCAGAAGUCCUUUGUCAAGUUCAGCCCAAAUACCCCUCAAGACUACCGUGAUUUUUUAGCUCGCAGUCUUCGACUACAAUCGAAGGCUUCUUUUGGUACUCAUCUAGGUCUUCCUGUUGACCUUGGAAGGAUUAAAGUCGCGGAAUUCAGGUUUCUAAUUGACAAGGUUGCUAGCCGGUUGUCUGCUUUUGCUUCUCUUCGCUUGUUAGCAGCAGCGAAACUGGCUAUCAUAAAUUCGGUUUUGAUAGCAUCGUUUAAUCAUAUCUUGUCGGUUUUCAAGAUUCCGUCUUCUGUAGCUUCUCAACUUGAUAGCAUGCUUGCCAACUUUUGGUGGAGAUCGUCUGGUUCUCGGAAGGGUUUGGCGUUGCGCUCAGUGUCUCUUCUUCAUUUACCAAAAGGUUUGGGGGGUUUGGGUGUGCGCAACAUUGCUUGCUUUAAUUCAGCUAUCCUUGCUGGUACAGGGUGGAGGAUGAUUCGAAAUCCUCAACUUUUGGUUUCUAGACUCAUGUUUUUGAAGUACCCCUCUCUGCCAGUCAAUCUGGGAGCUCGGAUUUCUCGCCCCUCUUGGGGCUGUCGUGGGUUGCAGAUGGCUCUUUCGGCUGUUUCUUCUGGUGUACGUUGGAAAGUGGGUAGAGGUGACAAGUCGGAUCUUCUGACUCAUGUGUCUGGUAUAAUUGAUCCGCGUUCUAACGCGUGGGACUCCUCGAGAGUCCAUCGGUUUUUUGAUAGUCCAACUGCCGUCAGGAUCCUUAGUUUGGAUCGUCCGCAGGAGCUUAUGGAUGAUUUUGUAUAUUGGAAAUUUACCAAGGAUGGCUCCUUUUCUACGAAGUCUGCCUAUGCUCUCUUACUUCAUCAGACUAUCAGGUGUCCUCCUUUGGGGUCCUUGCCUAUUCCCUGGUGGAAGAAAUUUUGGGCGCUCCCCCUUCUUCCUAAAUGGAAGAUCUUUGGCUGGAAAAUAAUUCAUGCUGGUAUUCCGGUUGCCUCAGCUCUAGCUGUUCGCGGCGUUUCCGUGGAUUCGACUUGCUGCUUUUGUCGAAGGGAGCAGGAGACGAUCAACCAUUUGUUUCGAGACUGUGAUUUCGUUACUCCUUUAUGGGUUCGCAGCUCGUUUCAUUUCAAUAGUCAGGGUCUUCUUCAUCUUCCCUUUCUCCAAUGGUUUUCUGUUAUGGUCUCGUUGUUAGCGGCUGCUAAGGAUUGGGAGAACUUGGUGCAAUUUUUCUCCCUUCUUUGGUCUAUAUGGUUGUCCCGUAAUAAUGUACGUUUUCGGCAACAAGCUGUCUCUCCGGAUGAUGUUUUGCUUCUUGCUUCUCAGUGGAAUGUGCGAGGGAGGCAGGCUCAGGAUUCUCACCUUCCUUCUUCUACUUUGGGUCCUAGCCCUAGGCCUGUUGGUUCGGGAUUUGCUGCCACUCUUGCUGGGGACCCUACGUCGGGGUUUAAUAUUUGUUUGAUUUGCGACGGGUCUUGGUCAUCCUCGGAUAAUUCGGCAGGUGCUGGUUGGGUUCUUCGUGAUUGUGGUUCUCCUUCAGUCCGAGGAGGAGGGGCUCGUGCUUCUCUCUCUUCUUCAGCCUUACAGUCUGAGUUACAAGCUUGUUUUUGGGGGUUACGCAAUGCUUUUUCUCGUGGUUUUCGUAGGAUUCUUAUUUACUCGGACUGUGAGCCUCUGUGUCGGAUGUUAGGCCAACAACAGAAAGAUGAGGUUUCUUUAUACUGGUUACUUCGGGAUACUCGGGUUCUUUUGUCUACCUGUGCGGCUUGUAAAAUUCUUAAGGUUCCUAGGGAAUGGGUGUCUCCUGUACACUGGUUGGCUGGAAAGGCUCGUGCUCGGGAGUGUUUUUUUGCCAUCAAAGGUCCAACACUUUUGAGUUAUUUUGUCAACAUCAUCCAUAUUUCUUAA
Chenopodium quinoa (quinoa) is the source of this 3804-nucleotide messenger RNA. RefSeq lists its product as uncharacterized. Gene Ontology annotation, molecular function: nucleic acid binding; RNA-DNA hybrid ribonuclease activity. The transcript is spliced from 6 exons. The record is from RefSeq and is a predicted model, not a curated record. Bases 1 to 3804 code for a protein of 1267 amino acids. NCBI's taxonomy places the organism in Eukaryota, Viridiplantae, Streptophyta, Magnoliopsida, Caryophyllales, Amaranthaceae.